Molecule: messenger RNA, 1374 nt
Organism: Alternaria arborescens
Lineage: Eukaryota; Fungi; Ascomycota; Dothideomycetes; Pleosporales; Pleosporaceae
Exons: 1
Coding region: 1-1374 (457 amino acids)
Source: RefSeq, a predicted model, not a curated record
AUGCUAAACGGAAAACCAUUCAUUGUACGUCAGAAUCUGCACGACUUUCUACAUGCGGUCUCCACAGAGCAUCAUAUGUCGCACUUCACAAAAGAAAAUUAUUGGAUCGAUGCCUUGUGUAUAAACCAAUUCGACAACUCAGAGAGAAAUUACCAGGUUGCUCAAAUGGGCAAAAUCUACGCCAACGCAUGGCGCGUCCACAUAUGGCUCGGGAAGACGUCGGACGCUGGUCAGAUAGCCGAAGUAUUUGCGAAAGAAUUUGCUCCCUCCUACUACAAUCCCGGCGCAGUUGUUGAUCUGCGGAGAAAGACCGAGCUUGUAACGAGAUAUGUUUUGCAUAAUGACUAUUGGAACCGGGCUUGGGUCAUACAAGAGAUCAUCCUAGCAAACAGCGUCAUCAUAUCACUGGACGCCACAACACUUCCGCUGCGACAUUUCUGCGAAAGAAUACAUCAGAUUCCUGUCUACAUCUGGCAGACACCAUUCGAACAAUUCGAUACGCUCGGAAGUCAUGAUGGGCACGCAGUUCUGCGCGGCAAGAGUCUCCUCUUAUUGUUGCACUGGUUCCGUGACAAACAAUGUUCGAUACCCCAUGAUCGCGUUUUCGCUCUACUAGGAAUUUGCCACGAAUCAGAUAAGCUAGAGGUUGACUACGAGAUGCGCUUGUCAGAUCUGGCAUUCCAUAUUCUCAGACAUCCAAACGAGCUGUGCAUUUGCGUAGCAGCUUUGGUCGCAAGAAGUCUUACACCUGCUCCCAAUCAGAAUGCUGCCGAACCGCAAACUUCUACGCGGCGAUUGAUGUUGUCAUUCGCAGGAGACCAUAUUGGUACAUACUCCUCUGAAUCGAUUCGUUAUUUGCGUCCCCGUUCCGAUACUGUACCCCUAUCGUCUCGAAUACAGUAUGAAUGCUUCCGAUACCUAGUACAGGAGUUUGGGAGACUGUUCCGGCAAAGUUCACUUGGAGAUUACAUACAACAGCGUCAUAUGGGCCCAGUUCCGUUCGUUCACGCAGUGCGCGAGGUCCUGAUGCAAGAGCCGAAUGGGCUACGUUUGAAGAGUGACCCUAACGAUAAGUCAUACCGUUGGUAUGUAGACAGCGAAGGAUGGAGCGUUGGUAUCUGUGACAGGGAUCCCCAAUUCUGUCGUGUGCGCAUUGCCUUUGAUCGGUUGCGAGAUGUAUUCCGUUGGGACGAUGUAUGUAUCUUUCCAAAAAGGAACUUCCUCAAUCUCGAGAAAGCUGGAAACCCCCGCAAGUCACCCCAGCCACCCUUAGAGCCGGCACCUCCUGCAACUUCCAUUUUGGAGGAUAUUGAACGCUUCGAUAAAAACAGCCUGUUUAUGAUGGAAUGGGAGAACUUCGUGGACGAAGGCUGA